AUGCUCGGGGGUUUGCCGGUGUCCACCAUCUUACAGUGUUGCUCCCGCAGUUGCGGUUGCUUCCUUGUACCGCUGUGUGGGGCGUGUUUACAGUUCAAUGCAUUCAACUACUGGUCUGUGGCUUUCGAGCCACACAUCGAAUACGGAGAGAGCGAAGGCGGCAUCUCAGACGAGGAGGAAGAUAUGCCUGUCCCAGUCGCUUCAGUGACAGGCAUUGCAGCGCUGCCAGAGACACAGAGCCCCAGAGCUGCGACGGAUAUGCAGCCACCAGCGUCACAAGAGUCGGGGAAGCGAACCCUUGCCCUGAACUAUUACUUUGGACUUGAUCAGGCAGAAAGCAGCCGCGCUUCUCUUUCCGCAACUCACGCAGCCACCUCCGUGGCUAACCUCGUAGCCUCUAGGGCAACCGGAGAUACUAGCAGCUCCUCGGACUCCAGCGAAGACCCGUUCGACUUGCUCAGCAGCCGCGACAGUAGCAGCAGCAGCAGUAGCAGCAGCAACACUUCGAGCUCCAGCUCCUUAGGGGCUCCACAUCUGGAAUUUUGCACCUCAGUUGGAAUUGUCGCAUCACAGCAGCAGCUGGCGGAGCCUGCGGAAUGUAUGCGCCGCUCAGCAUCAGAAGGGGCUGAACUGGCAUCGCUGGAAAGAACACAGGGAGACAACAGCGGUCCCGAAAAGCAACCGCAACGGCCAUCGACGGCAAAUGCACCUGGUAGGCUGUUGCUGCCUUCCGUCGUUUCAAUAUCGAGCUUUAGACUUGGCCCACUCGGCUUCGGAAGGGUCAAGAAUGCAGCAGCGACUGUACCCGCGAUGCAGGAAGCUCCUGCAGCAGCUACAGCCGGUGCUUCUGCUUCGAAAGACAGCACGAAACCUACUGCUGCAGUUACGGAUGCCGCCGGAUCGGGCUCUCAUCCUGAGGUUGAAGGCCACCUGCAAGCUACUCUACACCCGAAACAGCAGCUUCCCUUGCAUAGAUUUCCACUGCCUUCCCCCCCAACAAAAGGCGCUCCGGCUGCGGUAGCAAUGGACUCUGGGCAUGUGCUGCAGCCGUUCAGUCCUGGUGUCCGCGCAGCCGCAAUUUUGGGGCUUCAGAUGGGCAAGGCGGAGGCUAGUGGAGCAACGCAAAUAGGAACAAGAGCAAGUGAGGCUCCGAGCGCCUCUGAUGGAGAGUGUCUUCUAGCAGGGAGUCCAGAACAGCAUCUAGGCACGAACGACACCCAUCUCGCUGGAGACAGCUGCGGAAUUCCGUCCAAUGUAUUGCCGCCAGUUCCCGCAAGUAGGCGAGGAAGCAUAUCUCCUCGAGAGACCCGCAGAAGUAAAAGUGAAGAUGCUGGCUCAGCUUGCUCUCCCUUAGGAACUGGGAUGGAUGCAGCUGUAAAUCCUGGAGCCCAACGGGAAGUUGGUGGGGCAUCUGCGCAGAGAGUUUCUGGGAGUCAUGCCACCUCUUCCACUUUCCGUCGAAGCCUGGCACCAACGCAUUUCACUAGUGCCAGGUUUUCAGCUGGACCCCCCCCCGCUAGCGCUGUUGCUCCGUCACGUUCUGCGACACGCCUUUGGCUGCCGAAGAACACCGGUGAAAUGCAAGGAUGUAGCAUUACGAGUGCAAUGUUCAUGGCGUUAGCUCAAGAAACACCUGCGCCCAGUCGGCCUACAGACAGCCCCAAAAGGGGCGUACCUAGGAACUCAUUCAGUGCAGCAUUUGCUGCAGCAGGAGUGGCAGCGAAGGCUGCGGAGUUCACAGCACGGGCAGCUGGACGGAUUCGCGGGUCGAUGGCAGGUUCUGCCGACGGUCUUGGCUCGUAUUCUUCAUUCGAAUCAACAGAUCCCCUAACCAGCCGUUGUGAUUCUUUUGCCUCUGCAGCCAGCCGCACUCGGAAUGAUGACGAGUCACACGUACAAUCUCCAGGACAGCAUCAACGACAGCAGAAGGACGAGGAUGGAACAGCUGAAGAUUAUCAGCCAGCAGGAAAUCGCAGUGUCUGCAGCUCUCCCGUUCCACGAACCGCUUCAUAUGAGUCUCUGUUAACUGGUAGCCCCAAAGAGGCUGACGCAGCAUCUCCUUCCCCCAGUCGUUCAAGUGUGAGCUAG
Molecule: messenger RNA, 2088 nt
Organism: Eimeria acervulina
Lineage: Eukaryota; Apicomplexa; Conoidasida; Eucoccidiorida; Eimeriidae
Exons: 1
Coding region: 1-2088 (695 amino acids)
Source: RefSeq, a predicted model, not a curated record